GACAUGUCCGGCUGCACAUUUCAACAUGUAUCUUGAUUCGGCGGAAACGUUUAGGCUUCUAGGCAUCAAUGCCGAGCUGUACUAUGUCAGAAAUGGGAUCAUCAAUGACUAUGCUUUAUCAUUUGAACUUCUGAUACAACCCAACAUAGACAAGAUCUACUUUACAUGGCAGAGUAUUCGUCAGCAGAUAAUGUUUUACAGUUUGAGAACAAACACGUCUAAUCCGAGGGCCAUGUUGCCACCUGUUGCUAACAUUAGCAGUGAGGGCAAAGUCCCAAAUACUCUCUCAGUGUUUCACGUGAAGGUUCCCUGUACAGGACGACUCAACAGAGAGGUGCAUUUCCUCAUUCAGAUGGAAGUCAGCAUCUUCUCCGUCGUCAACAAAACAGUCAUUAACAUCCGACGCAAGAAAAACUGCCAAAUAG
Molecule: messenger RNA, 425 nt
Organism: Ylistrum balloti
Lineage: Eukaryota; Metazoa; Mollusca; Bivalvia; Pectinida; Pectinidae
Product: tyrosine-protein kinase RYK-like
Exons: 4
Source: RefSeq, a predicted model, not a curated record